AUGCCAUGCCAUGCACAUGACGCCGACGACGACUCGCUAGCCCCCCGCUGGACCACCACACGACCACUUCGGUCCCAGACACAGAUUGCACUCGACAAAAGCAGACGGCUCUCCAAGUGGCCGCAUCCGUGCGCGCACGGCGCGGCUACCCUGAUAAUUCACGCCUUCUUCCGCGCCCGGAUCACGUCGUCCAAGUGGGCCCGUUGGGAAAAGGUGGGGCCAGGGCAUGCGUCAUGCAACACCGUGAGCGAACUAGACGCCCUGCCGAUCUACGAACCUAGGUUCCUCGCUUCAUCGCCUAUCCUCCUCCUCUGUGUACUGCCCGCCCUACCACCCAUCUUUUAUGCACUCCCACCCCCGACGCCCGUCCAGACCGAGUCUCCUGCACCCUGGCCCGCCCACGCCUUGACGUGUAUACACCCAGCCUGCACGCUGCCACGUCCACCCACUCUGUCGGCCGCACAGUGGCAUUGUGGAACAAAGGAUCCGUUCCCAUGGGGCCUUCUGCAUAAGACACUGCUGCCAUCUGCAAAGACUCGCCCAGUCAGUCCAUUUGCAACUUUAUUGCCAACCCGGAAUCUGCUCCUUCAUCCCACUCUGCCAAUCCCAGUACGGAACACCCACCUCACCGUCCCCCUUGGCCACCCUCUACCAACGUCGGCCCCGUCCCGAGCACAACCGCUCGGGUAUAAUCCCUAAGCGACCAAACAGGCCCACUGCCAUACACCCAUCACAUUGGCCUACGCAUAUACGGGCCCAUCUCAACGGCAAUAAGCCCCCCCUCUGCCGGCACAUGUCGGUAUGCCGACUUUGCAACCACACAUGCUAUACAUACACACACGCACCUACGUAGCUGAUAGCGGACCGGGCGUUGGGUGUGUGCUGCACUGCGGUGUGAGUGGACCAACUUGCAUGCAGAAAUGCUCACCGAUGCUGCAGCUUCACAAAUCGCUGGGCCCGGCUUCGUUUGUAUGCCAUUGCAAUAUGGCAUUAUUGCUUUAUUUUGCCCCAGAGAUACCUGCGUCUUGAGGCCCAAAUCGCCUAAUCGCCACCCAUAGACAUGCGUCCUGUAGACCACAGAUACUCGGUUAAUCCCACCACGCUCUUGGAAUAGCACCAACCAGGGGACCCCUG
Messenger RNA from Bipolaris maydis ATCC 48331, 1134 nucleotides. NCBI's taxonomy places the organism in Eukaryota, Fungi, Ascomycota, Dothideomycetes, Pleosporales, Pleosporaceae. The record is from RefSeq and is a predicted model, not a curated record.